AGAGAGGUGACUGCAAUUCACCACUCUCGGCUGCAGAAGGAAGCCCCAACUUGGCAACUUCUAACCCAGCCAUUACCCCUAAGGUAAGGACCCAUUUUUUUCGUUAUUACCAAUACUACCCUUUUCUCUAUUCUUCUCCCUCCCUUUGUCUUAAAAAAAUGGAAAUAUUGAGUCGUCUUUGAAUUUGGGCACGGGGCCUCAGCUGACCACCCCUCUUUCUUUCUUUUCAUGCCUAAAAUCAAGAGCCACACUUGCUAUAUAUAUAUUUUAAUAAAAAAUAAAGAGAACCCUGUAUCUGUAUCUAUAUUUCUAUGCCCCCAUCUACCUAUCACUAACCAUUAACCAAUAGUGCUGCGAGAGGGAGACAACAUUUUUUCACUUCACAUAAAAACCAAUUUUUUUUUGUUUAAAAAAAAGAAGAAGAAAAAAGAGAGAGGCAAUUUCAUUUUCAACCACCCACCCACCCCCUUCUGCAAGUGCGCAAGGUGCCCCUCAUCUCACUGCAUAAACUUCCCUCCCUAACUCUUUUCCUUAAGGGUGGUGAGAUAGGGAAUCACCAGUGAUCAGUGAGCAUGUGUAUCGUGUAAUACUGUCUGUUUCCGAAAUAGUAACAUGGAAGUACUUCCCUGUUCUGGUGUUCAAUGUACAGGGGAAUCUGACCGUCCUCAACAGAGUCCAGGGACAGCCUUUUUAUAUCAGGGAGAACCUAAUUACCCUGAAAAUGGUCAACAAGUUAAAUUUGGAGACGGUCAACUGAAUGAAUUAUCACACAAAAUGGAAGGGUCUCAGAUAGAAAAGCAAGGUGAAGAAAAAUGGACUGUCUGUCAUUUGUCGACUAAUUCGGAUGUUCAAUGCAGCAGAGAUUCAGGUUGUGGCUUUCAGGGGGAAGACCAGAAGGAAGACUCCGCUCUCGAUGAUCUUGAUGAUGAUUUGAUAAAUGAACCUUGCUUAACAUCUGAAAAUUCUCUUUUGGUUGUGGAUACGAUUGAAAGCGAAUCACCAAACAACAGGGAAGGAGAUUUAUCAUUUUCUGAACCCAAGUGGCUAGAGGGGGAUGAACCUGUGGCAUUAUGGGUCAAGUGGAGAGGAAAGUGGCAGACUGGCAUCAGAUGUGCGAGAGCUGACCGGCCAUUAUCAACUUUGAGAGCAAAACCAACUCAUGGACGGAAGAAAUAUUUUGUCAUAUUUUUUCCACACACAAGGAAUUAUUCUUGGGCAGAUAUGCUGCUUGUCCGAUCAAUCGAUGAGUUUCCCCAUCCUAUUGCAUAUAAGACUCAUUGGGUAGGAUUAAAAAUGGUAAGUGACUUGACUAUUGCACGGCGGUUUAUAAUGCAGAAGCUAGCUAUUGGAAUGCUGAAUAUUGUUGAUCAGCUUCAUCCAAAUGCACUGACAGAAACUGCCCGUGAUGUGAAGGGCUGGAAGGAAUUUGCCAUGGGUGCUUCCCAUUGUACUGGUUAUUCAGAAUUUGGAAGAAUGCUUCUAAAGCUGCACAAUAGCAUAUUGCAGCCCUACAUAAAUGCUGAUUGGUUACAGCAUUCUUCUCACUCUUGGGCUGAAAGAUGUCAUAUUGUGAAUAGUGCCGAAUCUGUAGAGCUGCUGAAGGAGGAAUUGUCUGAUUCUAUUUUAUGGAAUGAUGUCAACUCUCUUUGGAGGACACCAGCACAACCAAUGUUAGGUUCUGACUGGAAAUCCUGGAAGCAUGAUGUAAUGAAAUGGUUUACAACUUCACCUUCCUUAUCUUGCAGCAAAGACACACAGCCACAGACUCCUGAUGCUUCGUAUGCUGCAAACCUUCAGGUUUCUAGAAAACGGGCCAAACUUGAAGUUCGUCGGGCAGAUACACAUGCUUCGCAAGCGGAAAGGAAAGAUGUGAAUCAGUCUGUUGCUCUUGAGACUGACCUUGGGUUCUUUAAGAAUCAGGAUACAUUGAGCCUAUUAGCAGCUGAGAAUGGUAAACAUGAAGAUGUUAGGGAGGUAUCUGCUGCGAACGAUUUAACUAGUAAUGUGGCCAAUAAAUGGAAUGAAAUUGUAGUUGAGGCUGCCGAUUCGGAUUGCUUGCAUACCAAAGGAAUGGAAUUAACACCUGUGAGUGAAAUGGCUGUUUCAAAAUCAGUAGAGCCCGGUAGUAAGAAUCGACAAUGUAUAGCCUAUAUUGAAUCAAAGGGAAGACAGUGUGUGAGAUGGGCAAAUGAUGGUGAUGUUUAUUGUUGUGUACAUUUGUCCUCUCGAUUUUUGGGCAGCUCGGAAAAAGCUGAGAAGCUGGUUCCAGUUGAUACUCCUAUGUGUGAAGGUACUACUGUUCUGGGUACAAAAUGCAAGCACCGAGCCCUACCUGGUUUUCUAUUCUGUAAGAAACACAAGCCUCAUGAUGAAACAGAGAUCUCACAUUCACCACAAAGUACACUGAAAAGGAAACUUGAAGAAAAUUAUGCUGGUUCAGUGAACACCUGCAGAGACAUUGUGUUGGUAAAUUCUGAAAGCCCACUGGAAGUGGAGCCAGUGUCAUUCAUUGGCGGUGAUUACUUUCAAAGAAAAAGCAGCUUAGGUGAGAAUCCCACACAUCCUGAUAAUUAUGAUGCAACGAAGGGUCUGCACUGUAUUGGUUCUCCUCCCUUUGAUGACAAGAAUCCAUGUAGAGAAGCUCCUAAGCGAUAUUGCUUGUAUUGUGAAAAUCACCUUCCUAGCUGGCUUAAACGUGCAAGAAAUGGGAAGAGUAGAAUCGUAUCGAAAGAAGUGUUCACAGAACUUUUGAGGGACUGCAACUCGUGGGAGCAAAAGGUGCAUUUGCAUAAAGCAUGUGAGCUUUUCUACAGGCUGUUCAAAAGCAUUUUAUCACUAAGAAACCCAGUUCCUAAGGAUGUUCAAUUCCAGUGGGCUUUGACUGAAGCCUCUAAAGAUACUAGUGUAGGAGAAUUCUUUACAAAGUUGGUUCAUACUGAGAAGGCUAGAAUCAAACUAAUUUGGGGAUUUGGUGAUGACUUGGAUGUAUCUCCUAUCAUGGAAGGACCACCAGUUUUGCCAUCCACAACCACUGAUAGCAUCGAUAAUGAAAAUGCCAUUAAGUGUAAGAUAUGCUCUGCAGAAUUCAGUGAUGACCAAGCUCUUGGUAACCAUUGGAUGGAUAGUCAUAAAAAGGAAGCACAGUGGCUGUUUAGGGGUUAUGCAUGUGCCAUUUGUCUGGAUUCUUUUACUAACAAGAAACUGUUGGAAACACAUGUUCAAGAGCGACACCAUGUGCAGUUUGUUGAACAGUGUAUGCUUCUACAAUGUAUUCCUUGUGGUAGUCAUUUCGGAAACAGUGAGCAAUUAUGGCAGCAUGUUUUAUCAGUUCAUCCUGUUGAUUUAAAGCCAUCAAAAGCUCCUGAGCGGCAAACUCUCCCUGCUGGAGCUGGUCAAGAUUCUCCAGUAAAACAUGUCCAAGGAAACUCUGCUCCUUUGGAGAAUAAUUCUGAGAAUCCGGGUGUCUUGCGGAAGUUCACUUGCAGGUUUUGUGGGUUGAAAUUUGAUUUGUUACCUGACCUUGGUCGACAUCACCAAGCUGCCCAUAUGGGACCCAAUCUAGUUAGCAACCACCCUGCGAAGAAGGGGGUUCGCUACUAUGCAUAUAGAUUAAAAUCUGGCAGACUUAGCCGUCCUAAAUUUAAAAAAGGUUUGGCAGCAGCAUCAUAUAGGAUCAGAAACAGGGCUAAUGCUAAUCUAAAGAGAGGUAUCCAAGCAACAAAAUCGCUUGGCAUGAGGGACAUGUCCUUACAACCUCGUGUAACGUCAUUACAACCUCAGGUGACAACAUCCUUACAGCCUCAUGUAACUGAAACAUCAAAGAUUAGUAAAUUCGUGGAACAUCAGUGCUCGGGAGUUGCAAAAAUUUUAUUUUCUGAGAUUCAGAAGACUAAACCUCGGCCCAACAAUCUUGAUAUUCUAUCAAUUGCUCGCACUGCUUGCUGCAAAGUUAGUCUUGCAGCCUCACUUGAGGAGAAAUUUGGAAUUCUACCUAAAAGAAUAUAUUUGAAGGCAGCAAAACUUUGUGCUGAGCAUAAUAUUAUUGUAAAUUGGCAUCAUGAGGGGUUUAUUUGUCCUAGAGGCUGCAAUGGUUUGAAGGAUCAAGCAUUGCUCUCUCCCUUAUCAUCUCUUCCUAAUAGUUUUGUGAGGCCAAAAUCUGUAAAUGUAUCAGAUCAUGCAAGUGAUGAGUGGGAACUGGAUGAAUUUCAUUGCAUCAUCAAUUCACAUGGUCUAAAGUUAGGGUCACUGCAAAAAUCUUCAAUCUUUUGUGAUGAUAUAAGCUUCGGGAAGGAAUCAACUCCUGUGAUUUGUGUAGUAGAUCAAGAACUUUUGCAUUCUAUCAAUAAGAAUGAUUCCAAUGAUCAAGAUACUGACUCUGCUAUGCCUUGGAAGAGCUUUACCUAUGUUACAAAGGCAAUGCUUGAUCAAUCCCUUAGUCUUGAUUCGGAGGUAGUUCUCACUGUGAAUCUUGAAAUUUACUUUCCUAGGCACACAUGGUGUUCCUGCUCAUAUUCUUCAUGCUGUCCUGAAACAUGUGACCAUGUAUACCUUUUUGGUAAUGACUAUGAGGAUGCGAACGACAUAUUUGGGAAACCAAUGCGUGGCAGGUUCCCAUAUGACGAGAAUGGUCGAAUAAUAUUAGAGGAAGGUUACCUUGUCUAUGAGUGUAACCGAAGGUGCAGAUGCAAUAAGUCCUGUCCAAACAGAAUAUUACAGAAUGGAGUACGAGUCAAGUUGGAAGUCUUUAAAACAGAGAAUAAGGGAUGGGGGGUAAGGGCUGGGGAGGCUAUCCUACGUGGCACAUUUGUAUGCGAGUACAUUGGAGAGGUUUUAGAUGUUCAGGAGGCACAUAACAGGCGCAAGAGAUAUGGCACAGAACAUUGCAGUUAUUUCUAUGACAUCGAUGAUCAUGUUAACGAUAUGAGCAGAUUGAUAGAAGGACAGGCGCACUAUAUAAUAGAUGCUACUAAAUAUGGAAAUGUGUCCAGGUUCAUCAAUCAUAGCUGCUCGCCGAAUCUUGUGAAUCACCAAGUUUUAGUCGAGAGCAUGGAUUGCGAGCGUGCGCACAUCGGUCUUUAUGCAAGUCGGGAUAUUGCUCUGGGUGAAGAGUUGACACAUGACUAUCAUUAUAAGCUUGUGUCUGGAGAAGGAACUCCUUGCCUUUGCGGCGCUUCCAAGUGCAGGGGACGCCUUUAUUAGGACACGAACACAAAUCGGCGGUCAUCAAGUAGGCUCUAACUUUGAAGGCUUCUGUUAGUGUUGAUGUCUUCUAAGAGGUUACCUUGUACAAUGCUUCUUCCUUCGAUUGGCAACUGUUAUGUGACUGCAUUGUUUUAAGCGGGAUCUCUGUGGCACAAUUUCUUGGUACUAAUUAUUGAUGCGGAAAUGUAAAUAUAGUACAAUGUUUUGUUUUAUCCUAAUUUGCUCCUUGUUAAAUAUGUUUGAAGAAUUAUCUAAUUAUCUUCCCUGUAAA
Molecule: messenger RNA, 5473 nt
Organism: Arachis duranensis
Lineage: Eukaryota; Viridiplantae; Streptophyta; Magnoliopsida; Fabales; Fabaceae
Product: histone-lysine N-methyltransferase SUVR5
Exons: 11
Coding region: 613-5199 (1528 amino acids)
Cellular component (GO): nucleus
Molecular function (GO): histone methyltransferase activity; zinc ion binding; protein binding
Source: RefSeq, a predicted model, not a curated record